AUCUGACGCAGACAGACAACAACACUGUUCUGAAAUACGUAAUAACACAGGGGGGGUUGCUGGCCUCGGUCUUGCAAUUUGCCUGACCUACUAACAUCAAACGUUAUAUCACACAGGGGUCCAGUCGUUCAACCUGUAUCGGGGCAGGGGGUAAUAUCGGUCCGAGUUGAAGCGGGUUACACAUGCUAUCUGGACAGUGACAUUGGUAUGACACCGUUGACCUGCGACCAUACACAUUUACAGUGUCAACGGAAUUGUACUCCGGAAGAAACUGUCAAGACUUGUUUUGGUUCCAUCGUGCUCUUUUACGAGUCGACAGGUAAUGUUAGCUGACCUCGACUAAAGUAUGUCUUGCCCAUGCACAUCGGCCGCGAGGAUAUUCUUGAAUUCAGCACAGAGAGGGCUGUCUUGUUCUCGGGUUCAGCUCUAUGCUUUGAGCAGACCUGGUUGGGGUUUUCGUGAAGCUCCUCUACCUCGCAUAGUCCAAGUGAGAUCCUUCCAUGAAACUGCAGUAUGUUUUGCCUCUAAAGAUGGAACGACUAAGGAUGGAUCCAGCGAUGGAGGAAAGAAGAGCAUCAGUGAAGGAAAGAGAUUGGCGGGCUCUUCUGGUGGAUCAGGGAAGGGGGGUAACCAGCUGCACUGUCCCAAAUGUGGAGACCCAUGUACACAUGUAGAGACCUUUGUAUCGUCAACACGUUUUGUGAAGUGUGAGAAAUGCCAUCACUUCUUCGUGGUUCUCUCUGAGACGGACUCUAAGAAGGGCCUGAAUAAAGAAGCAGAGUCGCCCGCUGAGGCUGUCAAAAUGGCCUUCGCACAGAAACCUCCCCCGCCACCCAAAAAGAUCUAUGCCUACCUGGACAAGUACGUAGUGGGUCAGUCCUAUGCUAAGAAAGUGCUGGCGGUAGCUGUGUAUAAUCACUACAAGAGAAUCUACAACAACAUCCCUGCUGGGAGCAGACAGGUGGAGGUGGAGAAACAGGCCUCGCUCACUCCACGAGAACUAGAGACGAGAAGACGGGAGGAUGAGUACAGAUUCACAAAACUCCUUCAAAUAGCAGGGAUCAGUCCCCAUGGCAACGCCCUGGGAGCCUCCAUGCAGCAACAGGCCACUCAGCAGGCUCCUCAGGAGAGGAGGGGCGGAGACGUGUUAGACUCCACACACACCGACAUCAAACUGGAGAAGAGCAACAUCGUGCUGCUAGGCCCCACCGGAUCAGGCAAGACAUUGUUGGCCCAGACCCUGGCCAAGUGUCUAGAUGUACCCUUUGCCAUCUGUGAUUGUACCACCCUGACCCAGGCUGGCUACGUGGGGGAGGAUAUCGAGUCUGUUAUCGCCAAGCUGCUGCAGGAUGCAAACUACUCUGUGGAUAAAGCACAGCAAGGCAUAGUGUUUCUCGAUGAGGUGGACAAGAUCGGCAGUGUUCCUGGGAUCCACCAGCUCAGAGACGUAGGAGGAGAGGGUGUACAACAGGGUCUGCUCAAACUCCUGGAGGGCACGAUAGUGAACGUUCCAGAGAAGAACUCCAGGAAGUUGAGGGGAGAGACGGUGCAGGUGGACACCACUAACAUCCUGUUCGUAGCGUCAGGGGCCUUCAACGGACUCGACAGAAUCGUCAGCAGACGGAAGAAUGAAAAGUACCUGGGCUUUGGCACGCCCUCCAACAUGGGUAAGGGUCGCCGUGCGGCGGCGGCAGCCGACCUGGCUAACAGUAGUGAACAGACCGACAUGGUGGCAGAGAUGGAGGAGAAGGACCGGCUGCUGAAGCUCGUGGAGGCCCGGGACCUCAUUGAGUUUGGGAUGAUCCCGGAGUUUGUCGGGCGUCUGCCUGUGGUGGUGCCUCUACACAGUCUGGAUGAAGAGACGCUGGUCCGUAUCCUGACAGAACCACGCAACGCCGUCAUACCACAGUACCAGGCCCUGUUCAGCAUGGACAAGUGUGAACUGAACGUAACGACAGACGCUCUGAGGGCCAUCGCCAGACUGGCUCUGGAGAGAAAGACUGGAGCCCGAGGCCUGAGGUCCAUCAUGGAGAAGCUUCUUCUGGAGCCCAUGUUCGAGGUGCCAUGUUCAGACAUCAUGUCUGUGGAGUUAACCAAGGACGUCGUCUUGGGCAAAUCAGAACCACAAUACGUCAGGGCUCCAGCAGAGGAGGACUACGACUCUGGUAUUGAAGAGGAGAACUGGCCCAGACAGGUGGAUGCGGCAGCUAACAACUGAUCGGAUCUCCCUCCCCCUGUCCAGUCAUUCAUUUCAACAACUGUCACAUCUACAAUCAUUUAGAACACCUUCUAGAACAUUUGGGAGCCAACUGUAGGUUCCUGGAAUUCCAGCCCCUGAGCCAUCUAAACAGACCUCCGUCAGGCUCUGUAGACCACUACUAAAACCACACCAUAAAACCGUAGACCACUACUAAAACCACACCAUAAGUGUUUUCAUAAUGAACAACACGGAUUUGAGCUCUAGAAGUACCUUUUUUGGGGGGGUCCUAUGAAUUGGACAGUAGGCUAAUUCUUUAAGUUGUUAGAAAAUGAAAAUGGACCUGCUAUAGUGUAUAUAUUUAAAAAUGGUUGGGGUAGGUUGUGUAAUUUGUCUGUUCUCUCCUCUUGUGUUGUGGUGAUGACAGAUUGAAAUGACAAUGGAAACAAAUUUAACAUGACUGGGAUCAUAUUUUACACUUGAAGACUUAACCAGGGCUAGGAAUGUUCUGUUUUACUAUCAAAUCAAAGUUUAUUUGUCACGUGUGCUGAAUACAACACAAUACAGUGACAUGCUUACUUACAGGCGCUAACCAAUAUUGCAGAAAAAGGUAUUAGGUGAACAAUAGGUAAGUAAAGAAAUAAAACAACAGUAAAAAGACAGGCUAUAUACAGUAGAGGCUAUAUACAGGAGCGAGGCUAUAACAGUAGCGAGGCUAUAUACAGUAGCGAGGCUAUAACAGUAGCGAGGCUAUAUACAGUAGCGAGGCUAUAACAGUAGCGAGGCUACAUACAGACACCGGUUAGUCAGGCUGAUUGAGGUAGUAUGUACAUGUAGAUAUGGUUAUCGUCAAUGUUACAUAACAAUAUACAACUAAUGCCCUGACUGUCACCAGCAGACCGGGGUUCAAAUACUAUUUGAAAUAGUUCACAUGCAUACAUACAUACAUACAUACUUUAGAGUGUUUUCUCUGGCCUGCUUAAGAGUACCAGGUGGGUGGGAUUUGUACUUUUGGUAAUAUGCUGUUGGUUCCAUUUCAAUAGUGAAGUUCAAUUAAGCCCAGCUAAAGUAUUUGAUAUGAUUUGAAGUAGUAUUUGAACCCAGCUCUCUAGAUGUAUGAUAUUCCAUAAUGAGCACAUCAUCAUUGUGAUGUUUUUUUUUCUUCUAUGGAGUUAAAUUGGUGGCAAAAGUUUUCUGUCAGUAAUUUAACUCCAUAUGUCGUCCUAUUUACUAUUUUAACGGAAUUUAUAAUGAACAUAACUGGCCUGUAAAAUUGUCGUUAUUAAAUCUUCAGUUUAGAAUCCGUUUGUAUCACAGCAACACACCUGUCGUUAGGGGAAACAUCAGAACAGCGUACUACACCCUACUCCAGCACACUAAACAGAGUGGAGAUGCGUUCAAAAUGGCACCCUAUUCGACCAGGACCUCUGGUUAAAAAUAGGGCACUAUAUAAGGAAUAGGCUGCUUUUUCAGACGCUGACCGUUUGACUUUUUAGUGACUAGUGACCUUUUUUUUCCUUCUUUUUUUUUACGUUGAGAAUGUUUAUUUCUGCAGUGUUGUACCCCCCCCCCCCCCCCCCCACCCCUUCUAGAAACCCGCUCUCUAGGGAGUGUACCUGUCAGCUCUCUUUAACCUCACAGGGUUACCUAAUGUUAGAUCGAUAUCAACCGAGGCAAGGGCUUGAUAUUCAAAAAUGUUUCAGAGUUGCUGACCUAGGAUCAGGUGCUCCCGGUCCAUAUAAUCGUAUUCAUUCUGAUCUAAAAAGGAUAAACUGAUCCUAGAUUCUUUCUGAAUGUUUUACUUUGCUCUGUCUGGGUCAAGCUUCACCCCCCCGCCGCCCCCGCCGCCACCACCUCACCUGUAGUAAUGCUCCAGUAUGUCGUGUUACUAACAUGGUCCCUCAAUCACUAGGCACUUCUUCUGCAAUUUAAGCCUUUUAACUAUUUCUAUCCACACUGAACCAUGGCUGUUCCAUGUCGUGUGAUGCUGGUAUGUGCUAUUAUAAUACAAUCACCAUAAUACAAUUGUUUGGGUUCCUUUUCAGUUCCUUUUAUGCUUCUCUUCUCAACGGUCAAUCAUAAUAACAUGUGAAAUCUCAAUUUAUUGAUGUGGUUGUUUAAAUAUUAUAAAUAAAAUGUAUAUCUCUGUACAGAA
Messenger RNA from Oncorhynchus kisutch (coho salmon), 4352 nucleotides. RefSeq names its product ATP-dependent Clp protease ATP-binding subunit clpX-like, mitochondrial. Gene Ontology annotation, biological process: protein folding. Gene Ontology annotation, cellular component: mitochondrial matrix. NCBI's taxonomy places the organism in Eukaryota, Metazoa, Chordata, Actinopteri, Salmoniformes, Salmonidae. Gene Ontology annotation, molecular function: ATP hydrolysis activity; ATP-dependent protein folding chaperone; zinc ion binding. The transcript has 15 exons. Bases 347 to 2218 code for a protein of 623 amino acids. The record is from RefSeq and is a predicted model, not a curated record.